ACUCCAAUUCAGUUGGUGGCGGUAAUGCACCAAAAGCUGGUUUGACAACCGCCAAUAAUCAGAAGAAGAAGCACGAGGAAGUCUGUUUGAGCCGUUUGAAGUAGGAGAAAGUUUUCCAGCCCCAAUUACCUUAAAAUUCCGCAUUCCGAGCAGCAUGGACUCAGUAUCAGAAAAUAAAUUCCAGGCUCUUGACAUGGAAACUCAGAAUAUGCUCAAAGAAGCGCUUGAUGAUCCUAAGACAGUUGAUUUGGAGAAGCUGUCCAACACUAUUGUAAACCAGUCAUUGAAAGACAUUACAUUCUGUAAAGAUGCUGGCCGCAUAUGUUAUGCCUUAGUUCAGGCAGAGGCUCAAAAGGUUGCAACUAGUGUAUUCAGGCGAAACAUAUUGACACGUCUACAGCAGGAGUUCACUGCCAGAGAGGAGACACGAAACCGCUCAUUGCAGGAGUGGGUCUGCCUGGUCACCUUUAUCUGCAACAUAUUUGAUUAUAUAAAGGUGAACAGUGCUCCUAUUGUGGCCCUUGUUGAUCCGGUGUAUGACUGCCUCUUUAGGUUGGCUAAGCCAGACUCCUUAUUGAAUGAGGAAGAGGUGGACUGCUUGGUCUUACAGCUUCAUCGUGUUGGUGAGCAGCUGGAGAAAAAGAACUCCCGGCGCAUGGAUCAGCUGUUUUACUUACUGAGGGAUGGAUUUCUCCUUCAGGAAGGGAUCAGUUCUAUGACUAGGCUUUUGCUCCUAGAGAUCCUGGAGUUCAGGGCCAGUGGCUGGAUGCUCACUGACACUGCGCAACAGUACUACUACAGUGAAGUAGCAGAUUGAGGGUGACUGAAGAGAGAAUUUGGUCUUAAAGAGGUCAAGACCUUGCCGGCAUCAGGGUUUGAGAAAUUCAGCGUUCACAGAAGGUCUGGUGUGACUUUUACAUGGGUUAAAGUAGUGGAAACCCCAUGUAAUAGCACUGUGGAUCGAUAUGACACAGCUCACAGGGUCAUGCAUGUGUUCAGAGUGCAGUUAGCCCAGAUUGUUCAGAUGUUCAGAUUUGGUUGUGUUCUCUCUUUACAGUCAGCAUCUUGGCAUGGUGAAGGUGCACAUGAUGCUAGUUCGACAAUUUAAUGCAAUAACCAAAAGCAAUCGCUACUCACCACAAAACUGUGAGCCAUCUGCAGUGUUCAUGGCAUUGUCCUUAAAGGUUUAAUACAAUGUAUACUCUAUAAUUUUACAGUGAAGGAACCUCAGUGGAUGAUUCUGUGACCUUUAUCAGUGUUGUUAAUACAAUGUUGUUAAACAUUGUAAAACGUCCUUAAUUUUAUAGUAAUUUAUCAAAUAGGCUGUAUUCUAAAGGUUUCUACAUUGUAAAGUUUUGUGUAUGGGCAAAUGUGAGAUGUUCAGCCACGUGGUGUGUAUCAAGGCUUUUACAUAAAAUUUGAGUGCAAAUUUGUUGUCUUAUUUUUCAAUUUCUUAAAUAAAAAUUGGUGGCUCAGUUUAAUUUGACUAAGUUACUCUACAUUAAAGGAAUAGUUCACCCAAGAAUGAAAGUUCUUUCAAAAUUUACUCUGCCUCAUUUCAUCCCAGAUGUGAA
Molecule: messenger RNA, 1574 nt
Organism: Myxocyprinus asiaticus (Chinese sucker)
Lineage: Eukaryota; Metazoa; Chordata; Actinopteri; Cypriniformes; Catostomidae
Product: MIF4G domain-containing protein A-like
Exons: 6
Coding region: 155-817 (220 amino acids)
Biological process (GO): regulation of translational initiation
Cellular component (GO): cytosol
Molecular function (GO): translation activator activity; protein binding; RNA binding
Source: RefSeq, a predicted model, not a curated record